AUGUCGAGUUUCGUGACGGUGUUGAUUGCGUUUUCCGCAUUUUCCACACUAAUCCAGUGGACGCCGGUCGAUGCCGCGAACAUACUGGCGGUGGAGACAAUCCCGGGCAAGAGCCACUGGAACGUUAUGCGAUCCGUGCUGAGGGCUCUGACGGAACGCGGCCACACGGUCACCGUGUUCACGCCGUUUGUGGACGGCGAUCGGGAUGGUUACAUGGAGGUUGAUGUGUCCGAGCAAAUGGUACCGGUCGUGGGCGCUAACUUGACAUACCUGAUGGAAACAUUCGGACACAAGCGAUUAUUUGUUUCGUUCGCAGCGAACGUAACUCGGGCGGAUUGCGACAAAAUUCACGAACACCGACUGAUGGUGGACAUCAUGAAUGGAGUGACGGAGCGGAAAUUCGAGUUGGUCAUCACCGAACCGUUCAUGUCUGAGUGCGUGGCAUACGUGGCCUCUGUGCUCAGCGUGCCAAUGGUUUACGUGGUACCGACGCCCAUCUCCACGUUCCUGGAACGUCCGCUGACCGGACACAGCCCAAACCCGGCGGCCAUCAGCCACGUGCUGUCCCGCCGAGGCGUUCCUAGAACGUUCACCGAGCGUUUUGCCAACGCGAUGCUGACGGUGUACUGUUCGCUACUCAUGUGGUACGCUGAGCGUCAGCACCAGAUGGACGACCCGCGACCGUACGACGCCGUGCACCUGGUAAAACCGUCGCUGAUUUUAUCCAACACGCACUUCAUUACCGAACCGGCUAGGCCGCUGACGCCGGACGUUGUAGAAAUCGGCGGCAUACAUCUCGCCCCUCCCGAACCGAUACCGAAGGAUAUAUUAGAAUUCAUCGACGAUGCGCCUCAGGGGGUGAUUUACUUUACGUUCGGUUCCGUGGUUUCCAUGUCGACGUUACCGGAAAACGUACAGAUCGCGUUCAGAGAGGCUCUCGCUAGCGUCCCACAGAAGGUGUUGUGGAAAUACGAAGGUGAAAUGGAGAACAAACCGAAGAAUGUGAUGACGCGGAAAUGGUUUCCACAACGUGACAUCCUCUUGCACCCCAAUGUGAAACUUUUCAUCAGUCAUGGAGGUAUAUCCGGAGUGUACGAAGCUGUGGACGCAGGCGUUCCUGUAAUAGGAUUUCCUGUUUUCUUCGACCAACCGAGAAAUAUUGACAAUUUGGUUGACGCUGGGAUGGCGAUCUGCAUGGACUUGUUAUCCGUUACUAAAGAAACGUUUUUGAAUGCCGUUUUGGAGAUCUUCAACAAUGAUCGGUAUCAAAAAAACGCCAAAUUGGUUUCAGUACUGUUCAAAGACCGUCCCAUGUCACCUGUGGAAUCAGUGGUUUUCUGGACAGAAUACGUUUUACGUCAUAACGGAGCGGCACAUUUAAAAUCUCAAGCUUUGAAUCUGAAGUGGUAUCAAUAUUUUUUAGUUGAUGUAAUUAGCACAUUUUUGUUCAUUGUGUUUAUCUUUUUUUUUAUAAUUUAUUAUGGCCUAAAAAUGGUUUUUAAAUACAUUUUUAAAUAUUUCCAUAUUGUGAAAGCAAAACGUGAAUAA
Macrosiphum euphorbiae (potato aphid) is the source of this 1548-nucleotide messenger RNA. NCBI's taxonomy places the organism in Eukaryota, Metazoa, Arthropoda, Insecta, Hemiptera, Aphididae. The record is from the annotation of a GenBank genome assembly.